AUGGCCGCCAUCAUCGAUCCGACGACGGGCCAGCCGCUGCCAGCCGACGCCAUCCAGCGGCUGCUCUUUGUGGCGCCCAAGGUGCACGUCUACCAGAUUCCGCCGCUGACGUCGACCAAGGGCUACGCGGCGGCCGCCUGGACGACCGAUCCGCAGCGCCACAUCUUUACGGCCCGGUUGCGCGUGCUCGAGACGGGCACGGACGCAGACGAGGCCGAGGGCGAAGGUGAAGCGGCGAGCGACCUCCCGGAAAAAGUCCGUGUCGAUAUCGUGCUCGAGGACCCGUCGUCGGGCCAGCUCUUUGCCGCUGCACCCUACACCGCUGCUGACGUUGUCGAGGCCGCCCUCGACAGCGCUCGCUUCUACGCCCUGCGCGUCCAGGACCCCCAGGGCCGUCGGGCCAUGCUCGGGCUCGGCUUCGAAGAACGCCCCGAAUCGUUUGACUUUAGCGUCACGCUGCAGGAAGCCCGCAAGACGAUCGGACUCGAACGCACGGCCGAUGCUGCCGUUCGCGCUUCUGCUGGUCGUCGUGCUGCCGCUGCCGGCUCCGCCCAACAGCCGUCCGACGAGGACGCGGCCGCUCGCCGCGACUACAGCCUCAAGGACGGCGAGACCAUCACCGUCAACCUCAGCAGCUCCAAGUUUGGCCGUCGUGCCAACACCAGCAGCAACAGCAGCAACAGCAACUCCGCUGCCUCCAGCCCCAGCCCUGGAGGCUUCUCUCUCCCUCCUCCGCCACCACCACCACCGGCUGUCUCUUCCGUCUCCUCCUCUGCCGCUUCGUCCUUCUCCCUGCCGCCACCCCCAUCUGCCAAUCGCCGUGCCAGUGCUCGUCGCUCCGUCGGCGAUCCCAACUUUCUCAGCGGCUUCAACCUGCAGCAACAGCACCAGCUGCAUCUACAACAACAACAGCAGCAGCAGCAGAAACAGACUGCUGCCGAUCUUGGCUUCGAUGACGGCCAGAACGACGAGUUUGCUUAA
Molecule: messenger RNA, 981 nt
Organism: Grosmannia clavigera kw1407
Lineage: Eukaryota; Fungi; Ascomycota; Sordariomycetes; Ophiostomatales; Ophiostomataceae
Product: adaptin ear-binding coat-associated protein 2
Exons: 1
Coding region: 1-981 (326 amino acids)
Biological process (GO): endocytosis
Cellular component (GO): membrane; clathrin vesicle coat
Source: RefSeq, a predicted model, not a curated record